CAUUUUAAGUUUUUUCUGUAAAGGAGAUGUGAACGUAUUUGAACAUCAAAGAACCACGACGUCUUGUGAUUUAGUGCUUUUUAUUCGAAACUGAAGAAAAUAUUUCGGGGAGAAUUAAGGAUGAAUUUAACCGAUGACAUCAACAGAUCAUGGUCGUUGGGAUGUGUGAGGAGAUGCACAAAGUCAUAAGGGACGAAGAUUGCUUGUUAUCUCGACAAAAGCUUCGCUUCAGAAACAUGAGGGAUUGUCUCCUGUGGAACUUCGCCAAAGUGGUUCUGUUCUGGACAUUAGCUGAUGCUCAGGCAGGUGAAGAUGAGAUUACAGCUGAAGAACAGGUGCAGAUGCUGCUGGAUGAGAAGCUGCAGUGUCAACAGAAGAUCUCCACAGAUGACCCUACAGUUGGUGUUUGUGUCCCAGAGUGGGAUGGUCUGAUAUGCUGGCCUCAAGGCUUCCCUGGAACCCUGACCAAGACUCCCUGCCCCAGAUACAUCUACGAUUUCAACCAUGCAGGACACGCUUACAGGAGGUGUGACUCUAAUGGUUCUUGGGUGCUUGCAGAAAGCUCAAACAAGAGCUGGGUCAACUACACUGAAUGCAUCAAAUCCCCAGAAUCCAACAAAAAGAGACAGGUCUUUUUUGAAAGGCUGCACAUCAUGUACACAGUGGGCUAUGCAGUUUCCUUCAGCUCUCUUCUAGUGGCUAUCUUUAUUAUUGGAUACUUCAGGCGUCUCCACUGCACUAGGAACUACAUUCACAUGCACUUGUUUGUUUCCUUCAUGCUGCGUGCUGUCAGCAUCUUUGUGAAGGAUCAUGUUGUGCACACUAGUGCUGGGCUGCAGGAAUUUGAUGCUGUGCUUAUGAAUAACUUCACUAAUGCUGUGGAUGUGGCACCAGUGGACACUUCACAGUAUAUGGGUUGUAAAGUGACUGUCUUGCUAUUCAUCUAUUUCCUGGCUACAAACUACUACUGGAUCCUGGUGGAGGGCUUGUACCUGCACAGUCUCAUCUUCAUGGCCUUCUUGUCUGACUCUAAGUACCUGUGGGGCUUCACUUUGAUCGGGUGGGGUGUUCCCGCUGUUUUUGUUGCAGCUUGGGCAGUUGUCAGGGCAACGCUGGCAGAUGCAAGAUGCUGGGAGCUGAGUGCAGGAAACAUCAAAUGGAUCUACCAGGUCCCCAUUCUGACAGCCAUUGGGCUGAACUUCAUCCUGUUUGUGAAUAUUGUGAGGGUUCUCGCCACCAAGAUCCGCGAGACCAACGCAGGCAGAUAUGACACACGGAAACAGUACAGGAAGCUUGCCAAAUCCACGCUUGUGUUGGUGCUUGUGUUUGGAGUGCAUUACAUUGUGUUUGUUGGGAUGCCACACACAUUCGAAGGUCUUGGCUGGGAGGUGCGGAUGUAUUGUGAGCUGUUCUUCAAUUCUUUCCAGGGCUUUUUUGUGUCUAUCAUCUACUGCUACUGUAAUGGAGAGGUCCAGACUGAGAUCAAGAAAACAUGGACCCGGUGGAACCUAGCGUUUGAUUGGAAGGGUCCGGUGGUGUGCGGGAGCUACCGCUACGGCUCUGUGUUGAUGGGCCUUAACAACAGCACCAGCAGUCAGUCCCAGCUGGCUACUGGGGGCCCUGGCACCCGCUCCACCACGCUUUUCUCCAGCCGAGUCUACCGCAGCAGCGGGGGGCCAACUAUCAGUGCCCAUGCCACACUGCCAGGCUAUGUGCUGAAUUCGGAUGCUGACAGCUUGCCACCAUCCAUACCUGAGGAGCCAGAGGACAGUGCAAAGCAGGUCGAUGACAUCCUGCUAAAGGAGUCCCUGCCCACGAGGUCAAGCAGCGGUCUGGACGACGACGAGGAAACUCUGUAGAUAAUGGCGUGGUAAUCGCUAAAUUGGGUGUAAUAGCACACAGGGAAUUUGUUAAAGAGCAAAAAUGACAGUUCAUCGCCUGCAGCACACACUGCUUUGGGUGGCAACAGCACCUCUACAACGGACACUUCCUGUUCAAGCUGUGACACAUAGUUUUUUUUUUUGACACAAUGUCAUGUGCAGACAGAUUGAUAUGUUCAUGGCAAGAUAUCGUCACUCAUCACUAUAACAAAAAUACUGUUUACAGCAAUGGAAAUGCUGAUGGAU
This is a messenger RNA of Carassius carassius (crucian carp), 2126 nucleotides long. RefSeq names its product parathyroid hormone 2 receptor a (gene pth2ra). The coding region runs from base 150 to 1859 and encodes 569 amino acids. Gene Ontology annotation, molecular function: G protein-coupled peptide receptor activity; parathyroid hormone receptor activity; peptide hormone binding. Gene Ontology annotation, cellular component: plasma membrane. The record is from RefSeq and is a predicted model, not a curated record. NCBI's taxonomy places the organism in Eukaryota, Metazoa, Chordata, Actinopteri, Cypriniformes, Cyprinidae. Gene Ontology annotation, biological process: cell surface receptor signaling pathway; adenylate cyclase-modulating G protein-coupled receptor signaling pathway. The transcript has 13 exons.